AUGCACCAGUUCAUCGGAAAGUACCUGCCUAUGAGCCACUUGAUCGAUGCCCACAUUCUCGGCUACCCCACGCACAUCAUCAUGGAAAGAUCAACGGGUAAAACCAUGGAUUGCUACAUGGAAGUCAAGUCGCCUGAGAUGGCUGCGGCAGACUGGGAACAUGCCUUUGGAACGAAGCAGAUGCGGAUCCCCAAGAUCGGCCAACGCAAUGUUGAAGUCAGCCUUAGCAGUCAGGCAGAACUUAUGAAGGACAUUUUUCCCCGUGCGAAGUGCAUCUUGUGGGAUAACGAUGGGAAUGGCACUCCGAAGCUCAUUCCAAACCGUGAUGUGUACUCAUCUGGCUUCAAUGGCUUCAUCACCACCGAGGAACUCACGUGUAUGGCUCGCCAUGCUGAGACGCCGCAACGUUCGCAGUUCGCUGCUCGAAGCAUGCAUCGUGCGUAUGAGUGCAUGAUCUCCACGGCCUACAAGUUUCCAUGGUACGCUGCAUCGCUGUACACAAUGCGCCACGUCCUGGAGAUCUUCAAGACAUACAAGAAACAACUCGACACCCUGAUCGGGAGACUGACUUCACCGGGCAUGCAACGUGAAGUUGGCCUCGACAACAAACUGCUUAUGGAUUUGAUCUUUGCUGGGCUCAACACUCCUGGAUUCUCAGAACGUCAGAAAGGCCUCAUUGCCGAUACCUGCAUCGUCCUUGGUACUGGCUUCCCAGUUUCCAAGCAUGCGCGCACCUGGCCUUUUCAGACUCUUUCCGUUCAUCCCCACCAGCUCUCGGAUCAAGACGUCGCCAUGUGGCUGGACGUUUUCGCUAUUGGCGUGAACGUCAUGGAAAACCAGGGUCGACCGUUCAUUGGCAUCUCUUCCUAUCUUCGGGUCAUUCGCGACAGCGAUGGUCAUGUCCUCUUCGUGCCGACCGAACAAGGCCUUGACUUGAAGAGAGCUCAGUUUGCCAUCCUGGAGAAGAAAAUGGUGCUCGAUAUAAUGGAUUACGGCUGGAAUGUCUAUCUCCCGCAGAUGGGCAUUGACCCCACGACCAUCUUCGAUUCCCCGACCACCCAGGCCAUCAAGAACAGCUUGGCCGAAGACUCCGCUCCCUUCAAUCCCGUUGCUUCUUCUGGCUCUACCGGCAAUAGCACGACAUUCGCGGAGACUGGCGCAUACAUCGUCGACGACAGUGGACAUCGUGAGCCAGCCAGCAACAAUGCUGCUUCUGACAAUAUUGAAGAUGACUUUGAGUUUAUUCAAGCCGGAGCCACGGGUGUGAGCAGCGACUCUUUCAGCGACCCUGAGCAAGCACUCGCUGCAAUGCGGCAAGUCGUUGAUCAAGUCCGUGAGGCUCCGCCGGCUGAGCAAGACGGCCAUACCAACCUUGGUCGUGCCGACUUCAGCCCCGAAGCCAAUGAUCCUGGUCCCGGGCAGAACGAAAUGGUCCCCAACAAUGUCAGCAAUGCUCCUGUAGCUCGCUAUGUGCCGCCAGCUCGACGCACUAGCAGUUACGGCGCCCUUCUGCCUGCACCCCAUCUGCCUGCACCCAACCUGGAUCCAGAGUCUCCACCGUUUGAACCGACUCGUGCUUACCCACACCAUCUUGGACAUGCUCAAUACCUGCCUGUGGCAACCGCUUUCGCCGGACCCGGCCUUGGUAACGGCGACUUUACGACAUCUCCACCACGCAUCAGCACUCGACGAGUUUCAAGCAUCAACAGCAACAAUGGUAGUGACAAGGGUAAGGGAAAAGAGCCAGCUCUGAGUGCUCCUGCUGCUGGUGUUCGUCUCCAACCUGCUCCGAUCCUAGGACAACCCGCUUCAAUCCUAGGACAGCCUGCUCCGAUCCUAGGGCAACCCGCCACAAUACUUGGUGCCACUUUCGGUUCCUCUGCUGGCCAGGGACAUGCAUUUCCACAUGGUCAGAUCCUGACUUAUGGUCAACCGCGGGGCGUGACCAACCAGUACAUCUAUGGGUUGGCUGCUCACGCUGCACAGCGCCGUGGUAUUGCAAUGCGUGAUCCCAACAAUGGCAAUGUUCUCAGCACCUUACGUCCAGCUGCUCCUAUCGAACCCACCGCUGGUAAUGUCACUGCAGGCAUUGGCGGUGGAUCGAUCCUGCCAGGCACUGGUCUUCCUCUGUACCAUCCACGCACUCGUCCCAGCAACUCUGUUGCCCCAAACCACGGCACGGACGGCACAGGUCGAACCUUUGACGACACACUGGACGAUUGGUUCGAAGAAACCACCGAUGAACCUACCCGCAUGGCUAUCCUCGCAGGCAUGAACAUGCGCACCGCCUCAGCGACUACUCUUGUUCCGCCGAGCACCCCUCCUCCAGCAUAUGCUAUUCCCAACUCGCGCCUUCGACGUUCUCCGGGCCGUGAGCACCUGCACACCACGUACGAGUUCGACGAGGAUCUGCACAUGAGUCAGGCGGAGGGAAUGCCAUUCGGUCGCCUACCCCCUUCGAUGCCUACCACUUCGGCUCCUCCCUUCGGCUCGUCGACCAGCACACCAAGCACACCAGCUGGCGGCCCCUUGCGCACUCCGAUCCAGAACCUUCCUCGUACGCCGGUGGCCGGGCCAUGCCGCAGCGCAGCUAUCCCGGCAGAUCCAGACAGCUCAGGCGGCGUGCGCUCCUCUCGCUCUCUCAUCCGAGAUAGCUGGACUAUCAGGUCUCCUGCCGACAACGUCCGUGGCCGUCAGUUCGGGGUUAUCGGUGAUGGGUCGCCUCUGCGACGCAGCAAUUCCAACAUUGGUGGAAGAGCAGGUCCUCUGGCUGCUGCUACGGCUGCAUCGUCUUCUGCUCCGGUGUCUUCACCGCCGUCGUUGCCGCAGCUCUACACGACCACGGAGACGACGGCGCAAGAACAUGCACGUCGCGUCGCGAUGCACCGUGAGCGCAUGCUCCGUCAAUACAUCAUUGACGAGGAGGAGGACAGUGAUUGA
Cladophialophora carrionii CBS 160.54 is the source of this 2940-nucleotide messenger RNA. RefSeq lists its product as uncharacterized. The record is from RefSeq and is a predicted model, not a curated record. The coding region runs from base 1 to 2940 and encodes 979 amino acids. Lineage: Eukaryota; Fungi; Ascomycota; Eurotiomycetes; Chaetothyriales; Herpotrichiellaceae. The transcript has 3 exons.